UUGUGCGCCGGCUACUUCCUGUUCGGCUUUCAACAUGGCGGUGAACCUGGCAGAGCUGGCCCUCCCGCAGUUAGAGGGGCUCAAAACGCAGCUCGAUCAGGAAAUUGAGUUCUUGACGUCCUCAAUAGGUCAACUCAAGGUUGUCGCGACCAAGUACGUUGAAGCCAAACAUUGUUUGAACGUUCUGAAUAAAAGCAAUGAAGGGAAGGAGUUGCUCGUGCCUCUGACCAGCUCUAUGUAUGUUCCCGGAACACUAAACGACUUGGAGCAUGUGUUGGUGGACGUGGGGACAGGAUACUUCGUUGAAAAGAAUGCAGAAGAUUCCAAGACGUUCUUCAAACGCAAAAUAGACUUCCUCACAAAGCAAAUAGAGAAGAUUCAGCCGGCCCUGCAGGAAAAACACGCCAUGAAACAAGCUGUGAUUGAAGUCAUGAACAUAAAGAUCCAUCAGCUGCAACAGAGCCAGCAGGCAUCGCAGUCGGCAGGGACUACCAAGGCUUAAUGAGACCACCUGCUUCAUUUCUUAAUGUGGGGCUGUCUGGCUUCAUGUGCAUAGUCACUAUUACCAAGGAAUAAAGACCAUAAUGUAGUUGCUGCUCAUCUGUAAAAAGUGCAUAAAGCUGGUCGCUAAGGUGUAGGCUUGUGUUUGAGGUAAAUGAUGGUUGCUCUGCAGGGAACUUAGGCGUUCUCAUGCUUAAAAGCAAUGUAAUCAAACGCUUGCUUACUUCAGAACGUGUUGACAUUAAAUGGGUCUCCAGUGUUGUAAGCAUCUACUGUGUCUUCUACCAACAUUUUGCCACAGUAAAGGAACUGUUUUGUGCAUUU
Lampris incognitus (smalleye Pacific opah) is the source of this 825-nucleotide messenger RNA. It is a transcript of the gene pfdn5, whose product is annotated as prefoldin 5. Bases 35 to 502 code for a protein of 155 amino acids. Gene Ontology annotation, cellular component: prefoldin complex; cytoplasm. The transcript has 6 exons. The record is from RefSeq and is a predicted model, not a curated record. Lineage: Eukaryota; Metazoa; Chordata; Actinopteri; Lampriformes; Lampridae. Gene Ontology annotation, biological process: regulation of DNA-templated transcription; protein folding.